AUGAAAAGGGGUUUAUUUAUUUACAGCCACCCUGUUUACAAAGCAAGGAACUAUUUAGCCUGCCUUGACUACCAAGCACACAAGGAGAGAAAGGUGUUGACUGACAAGGAUGGAAAACCUAGACAGCACAGAAAGUACUCCAAAAGGGGGCAUAAGUACACGACCUUCGCUGUGAAAGAGAAGAAGACGUACACAUAUGUGCCGAACAUGAUUCAUAAAGUGGUACAGCAUUUUGCUGUAUGUGCCGAGCCACUGACGGCGCCGGUCAAGAUGUCGCCAACAGACCCAAGGAAGAAAAGGAAAACCUUGGGGUCUCCAGAUACCCCACCACCGACCAGCUCUCUGGCAAAGCAGUCAAGGUUUAAAUUGGAGCUGGAAUAAACAUUGCACAUUAACUUGUGUGUUACUGAAGAAUGAUUGUGAAGAUAAUGAUACUGAUUCUUUGCCAUUUGUCAGUGUAUAUUUGUUGUCAGUAAGUGUUAAUGGACAAUUUCAUUCUUUAGAUAUUAAUUGUUACCAACUUUCAUUUUAGUGUUGCCUGCUACAAAGUAGCUACAUAUAUAGGGAUCACUUCUCAAUCAUCUUUCUAUCUGUCUUUCACACUUUUGUCCCAACCAUAUCUCUUAAGUAUUGAUGGCAUCAAUGUUAAUCUUGAUACAGAAAUAGAGCUCUUUGAGAAGUGCAUUGAAAAAGAACCAUAACUCUGGGAUUUCCCACUUUUAAAUUAUUUCUUUUGUUCAAAAACCUUGUCCACACAAUAACUUUAAAAGCUGGUCACUUCUUAAAAUGAUAAAACUAAUUUAGAGGAGGUGCAAUGACAAAGAACUAUAACUCUAGUAGGUCUUAUAUUUGAAUUACCUCCCUUUUCCUAAACCCUGUCCAGACGGUUACUCUAAAAGUAUAAAAGGUUGGAGUGUGUAACUUUGUAAAAUGAUUAAGCAAAUUGGGGAAAAAAAAGGAGUUAUAAGGAACCAUAACUCUACUUUUUGUAUUAUUUCCCUUUUAAAAAAAGCUGUAUUUUUUAAUUGCCUCUAAUCAGGCAACUGACACGAUUACUUAUCACCCUUUUUGCUUCAACAUGUUUGUUAUGUAUACGAAUACUUUAUAUAAUGUAAAGUAUUUUAAUACAGUUAUUGAGCAUUUAUUAUUUCAUUAACAUAACAAGAUCACACGAAAAAUGCCUGGAGAUGACUUGCUUGGGAUGUCAGUAUCGGAUCACUUAUGAAAGCGACCCUGAAUUUAGUUUUUGGGCACAUACAAAAUAACAUGCAUAACAGAUGGAAAACAGUAAGCAUUUUAAAGCAAUGGUUUAUCCUCUGAAGGCAUUUCUUGUGUGACAUUGUUUUAUAAACAUUGAUUGAUGUUGUCAGAUGAAGAUCUUGCAUGGAUGGGGAUUUGGGUCGCUUGUUACAUGUUGACGAUGUAAGCUUAACAAAUACUGUCUUUGGGACAGUACCACUUUAAGAGGUCACAAUGUUGCAUGGAUUUCCUUCAAACUUUGUCACAAUGAUAAACUAAGUAAAAGAAAAGUCCAGGUCCUAUCUAAGUAGUGACCUUUAAAACUAGGUCACAAGGUCAAAUCAUAGAAAAACUGAACUACACUGAAGGCCUCAAAUGUAGGUCAAGUUCCAAUAUAACAUUGAAGUUGUAAGGUCCAAUCAUAGAAUCUCUUGUAACAAUCCGUGUUCAAAAUGCUUUGCCCAGCUUUUUAGAU
Molecule: messenger RNA, 1714 nt
Organism: Dreissena polymorpha
Lineage: Eukaryota; Metazoa; Mollusca; Bivalvia; Myida; Dreissenidae
Exons: 2
Coding region: 1-381 (126 amino acids)
Source: RefSeq, a predicted model, not a curated record